UUAAAAACGUAUGGAUUAGAUCCUAAUUAUUAUUACACCGCACCGGACAUGUCUUUUGACUGUAUGUUAAAGCAUACAAAGAUCGAGUUGGAACUCUGAAAUGACUACGAUAUGCUUAUGAUGUUAGAGCAGGGUAUUAGAGGGGGUUUAACAACUGCAGUUCGCAGAUACUCUGAAGCUAAUCACAUAGGACUUCCUGGUUAUGAUGAUACUAAGCCGGAUAACUGGAUUGUUUAUCUCGAUGCUACAAAUUUGUGAGUAAAAUUGAUUUUUUUUUUUUAAAUUUUAUAUAAUAGUUUUACUAUAAUAUAUAAUUAUUAUUAUUUUUUUUUUAUAAUACUUUCAGAUAUGGAUGGUCAAUGUCGCAAUACUUGCCUAAAGAUGGGUUUAAAUGGAGCGAAAAAAAUUUAAGUGUUCCGGCAGUUUUAAAGAGAUUGGAAGAAACACCAGCUGAUUCGUGUAAAGGGAUGAUAUUAGAAGUUGAUGUUUCUUAUCCGACGCAAUUGUAUUGAUAAUCAUAAUCAUAAUGAUUUACCAUAUUUACCUGAUAAAAAAAUACCAUCUGGAUCUAAAUUUCCCAAACUUUUAGCCACAUUGGAAAAUAAAAAAAAAUAUAUUGUACACUAUAAAUCUUUAAAGCAAGCGUUACAGGCAGGAUUAGUUUUAGAAAAAGUACACCGUAUUAUUGAAUUUAAUCAAUCACCUUGGCUCGCAAGUUACAUUUCUCUGAAUACAAGGAUGAGGGCGAUGGCGAAAAAUACUUUUGAAAAAGAUUUUUACAAACUUAUGAACAAUUCCGUGUUUGGUAAAACGAUGGAGAACGUUCGCCUAAGAUUGAAAAUGGAACUUACGAGCAGCGAGGCAAGAUACAGAAAACUUGUCAAUUUACCAAACCAUAAAGGCACAACAAUAUAUGGUGACAACUUGUGUGCUGUACAUUUACAUAAAGACGAUUUAGUUUUUGAUAAGCCCAUGUACAUAGGAUUUGCCGUUUUAGACAUAUCUAAAACUCUAAUAUUCAUUGAUAUACCUGGUGAAAACAAAAAAUUUUUAUGAGGAUAUGGAACAUAAUCGAGG
Molecule: messenger RNA, 1077 nt
Organism: Daktulosphaira vitifoliae (grape phylloxera)
Lineage: Eukaryota; Metazoa; Arthropoda; Insecta; Hemiptera; Phylloxeridae
Exons: 3
Coding region: 484-1056 (190 amino acids)
Source: RefSeq, a predicted model, not a curated record